UAAAAAAGCAGUCCUGUGCAGACUUCUAGCGUUCAAAAAACACAUGGACUGUUACCGUAGAGAUGCUAAUACAGGAUUUUACACAAGUGAAAAGGAAAAUGUUAGCAGCCUGGAAAACUCUGCCAGGCACUGUGGAUCUGCUACAGAAGGAGGGAAUUCAUGAGGAAGAGGGGAUCAGAGAAUGAUGGCUGAAUCUCCGUCGAGGCAUCCUGGGUUUGGCCGUUCUGGGAAGAGUUUUCUUAUUGAUAAUCUGCUACGACCUUCCACUAAAUCACCAGCUUCUCAAAACUUACCUGCUGCUGCUGCUGCUGCACAGAAAAGGUGCUUUUCUGGGCUGGUAUGUGGACCACUGGGACUGGGUCAGAAGAGCACAUGGGGAGCCUCAUUUGGAGCUCAGCAGAACAGUCGUCAAGAAGUGGAGAGAGAGCCAGUCAAAGCUCAUUCAGUGAUGAUGCUGUGUGCGUCUCCUCUCAUCCACCCGUGCUGCGGCGGCUCCACACCACUGACCUGCUCUCUUCCCCUCCUUUCUGGCUCCAAGGGCACAGGCCCCAGUGUGUGGAGCCCAGGAUCGAAUCCUAAACCCCACAGAGGAAUCCUGAGGAGAGCUGUGUUCUCAGAGCAGCAGAGGAAAGAACUGGAGAGAACGUUCCGCAGACAGAAAUACAUCAGCAAAACUGACCGCAACAGACUGGCCACACAGCUAUGCCUGAAGGAAACACAGGUAAAGAUCUGGUUCCAGAACCGUAGAAUGAAGUGGAGGAACUCAAAAGAGAGAGAGAGCCUGAGCACCCGACCGGCUAUGGAGGAGCUGCUGCUCAGGAGCAUCCCAGACAGAGAGGGAGAAACAGGACAUACCCACACACACCCAGGAGAGGCACAGAGUCUCCACACACACCCAGUAGCUUCUGAGAAAUGCUUGAGAGAUCACACACACUCUGCCACUCACAGUGUCAAAAGAUAAAGGAUGUAUGCACAUCUUUCUCACUUGUUUUUGGUCAGUAAAAUUACAUUGUGGUAAAAAGUUCUUUUGUACAUAUACCAAAGCAGACUGAGGUUGUGUUUUUUCUUUUUUGUUUCUGUUUCUGCUUGUUGUAUAUGAAUGUUCACUUUUUUGAGAUUGCUAACCCACUAAUUCACUGUACUAACAGGUCUACUACUGAAAAUUGUCAUUGUCAUGCAAAACCCUGUAUCUUUAAAAUGGGAACUGCAGGACAAGGGGGAAAAAUGUAGCUUUUAAUGGAAUGGAAUGUAAAAAGAUUGCAUUCCAAGUCAUUUUGGAGCAUUUUUAUUAGUUCAAUCAUCAUAAAACUUUGACACAGUACAAAAAACAAAUGCGGGGGUUAUGUGGAUUUUGCAUGAUAAUGAUGAAAUAGAAAAAUGCUGUUAUGAUCACACAGUAGUGCCACUUUUGUACUAUGUACAUGCGACAGAAUACAGAGUAUGUUACAGUAGCAAACAGCAACUACAGAAAUCAGAACUGAGCAUUGUGUAUUAGAUAUGCAUUUAAUUGUAACCUCCCAUGAUGGUAAUGUAAUAUUACAUGUACAAAAUGUUUAAUGACUUUUGAAAAUAAAGAUAAAAAUGAGACAUCAAAA
This is a messenger RNA of Astyanax mexicanus (Mexican tetra), 1595 nucleotides long. It is a transcript of the gene dbx2, whose product is annotated as developing brain homeobox 2. The coding region runs from base 182 to 961 and encodes 259 amino acids. The transcript is spliced from 5 exons. Lineage: Eukaryota; Metazoa; Chordata; Actinopteri; Characiformes; Acestrorhamphidae. Gene Ontology annotation, molecular function: DNA binding; DNA-binding transcription factor activity, RNA polymerase II-specific. Gene Ontology annotation, biological process: regulation of transcription by RNA polymerase II. The record is from RefSeq and is a predicted model, not a curated record.